This is a messenger RNA of Indicator indicator, 867 nucleotides long. RefSeq names its product gap junction beta-5 protein-like. Gene Ontology annotation, cellular component: connexin complex. The record is from RefSeq and is a predicted model, not a curated record. Gene Ontology annotation, biological process: cell communication. Lineage: Eukaryota; Metazoa; Chordata; Aves; Piciformes; Indicatoridae. The transcript has a single exon. The coding region runs from base 1 to 867 and encodes 288 amino acids.
AUGAACUGGGGGGUGUUUGAAGGGCUCCUCAGUGGGGUCAACAAGUACUCCACAGCCUUCGGCCGCAUCUGGCUCUCCCUCGUCUUCAUCUUCCGCCUGCUGGUCUAUGUGGUGGCCACCGAGAAGGUCUGGAGCGACGACCACAAGGACUUCGACUGCAACACGCUGCAGCCAGGCUGCACCAACGUCUGCUUCGACCACUUCUUCCCUGUCUCCCACAUCCGCCUCUGGGCCCUGCAGCUCAUCCUGGUGACCUGUCCAUCUCUCUUGGUCAUCAUGCACGUGGCCUACCGGGAGGCCAAGGCGCAGAGGCACCGCGAUGCCGGCGGGGACAGCUACCACUGCACCUACCCGCCGGGCAAGAAGCGGGGGGGACUGUGGUGGACCUACCUGCUCAGCCUCAUCUUCAAGGCCAGCGUCGACCUGGUCUUCCUCUACAUCUUCUACCGCUUCUACGAGAACUACAGCCUGCCCCGGCUGGUGAAGUGCGAGCUGCAGCCCUGCCCCAACGUGGUGGACUGCUUCAUCUCCCGGCCCACAGAGAAGACCAUCUUCACUCUCUUCAUGGUGGUCACCACCUGCCUCUGCGUGGUGCUGAACCUCGUCGAGGCUGCCUACCUGAUCGGCAAGCGGUGCCGGGAGCGCCUCCUGCUCAGCAGCCACGAGAGCCACCGGCACUGCUGCGACAGCGCCGAGCCCGCGGGCACGGACGGGCAGGUUUGCCAGGGGGUGGGCUGCAAACCCCCCACCACCUCCACCCUCCCCAUGACCUCCAUCCCCCUCACGACCUCCACCCCCCUCACGACCUCCACCUCCUUCACGACCUCCACCCCUGACACGCUGCCUGAGGAGGAGACUCUUUCCUAG